Nothobranchius furzeri (turquoise killifish) is the source of this 1476-nucleotide messenger RNA. Its product is annotated as caspase-3. The record is from RefSeq and is a predicted model, not a curated record. Gene Ontology annotation, molecular function: cysteine-type endopeptidase activity. Gene Ontology annotation, biological process: regulation of apoptotic process; proteolysis. NCBI's taxonomy places the organism in Eukaryota, Metazoa, Chordata, Actinopteri, Cyprinodontiformes, Nothobranchiidae.
UGCUGUACCUGUAGGCAGUUGCAGCGCGCCUUGGCAGUACGGAUGAGUACGGGACAGCAACGACAACCAUCCAGGUCGGAUCAUUGAUAAACUCAGUUACUUUUUCACGGACUAUCGUUCAUCUUUGUCCUCCACCGUGUUACUCGACCUUUCUCGAUUCAGAAUGUCCAAAGACACGCUCAGGAGCAACAAAACAGAUAUUGUCAUGGGUUUAUGUGGAGACUACAGACUUGUCCUCAACAAGGUUCUGGAGAAGAAGCUGAUAACUCAGCGGGAAUACAACAAUCUGAAAAGCAUUCCAAAUGAGAAUAUAGAGGGACACGUUGUUGAGCUGGUGGAUAAGAUCAUGAACAAGGGAGAAGACACCUGCAAAGCGUUCCUGGACCUCCUGCAAACAGACGAUGAGAUUAAAACAACUCUCCCUGAGUUGGCAAACAUACAAGACAACUGCCUUUUACCAACACCUGCACAAGAGUCCUCCCUUUAUGGUGAUGCUCCAGAGGCCAAGAGGCUUAAACAGGAGGAGCUGUAUGAACUCAGAAGCCAGCCUGUGGGCCUCUGUAUGAUCAUUAACAAUGAGAAGUUCUCAGACGGCACUUCGAGAGGGGGAACAAACACAGAUGCUCAGAGCCUCGCAGAAGUAUUCCACUGGUUGGGCUUCAGAGUGCUGAUGUGUAAAGACCAAACCAGGGAGCAGAUGAGGCACACGGUAGCGGGCUUAGCUUCGCUUAGCGAUGGCAAUCAGCUGCAGGGGUUGAGCGUUCAGGAGUGGAACGGCAGCAGGUUCACCGCUCCUCAGCAGGCUCUACAGCAUGGCGAUGCCUUCUUCUGCUGCAUUCUGAGUCAUGGAGAAAAGGGGGCGGUUUGGGGUACUGACCUAAACCCCCUCGCCAUUAAAGAAAUUACAAGAAGUUUCAAGGCGACUGAACAGUCAGCUCUCACUGGGAAGCCCAAAGUGUUCCUGAUCCAGGCCUGCCAAGGACGUCAGAAACAGAGAGGGGUGAUGUUAAAGGAUGUGGAGACGGAUGGAGGUUCACCGUCCAUCCCAGAAGAAGCUGAUGUUCUUGUUGCUGUUGCCACUGUUGAAGACCACCAAGCAUUUAGACACCCAGUAAACGGGAGCUGGUUCGUCCAGUCUGUGUGUCAGCAGCUCAAGGAGCGCUGUCCCAGUGGUGAGGACUUCACCUCCAUCCUCCACUAUGUGAAUGGUGACGUGGGACAGAAAGAGGCCUUUAGCCAGCCUGUUACAGCCAAACAGAUGCCUGAAGUGAGGUUCACACUGACAAAGAGACUUGUCCUGUCGCCACAGCGCAUGUGAAUCCUGAUCGUCGAGGAUCUUACAAUCACUGCAGAAAUUAUAAGGAUUUUAUGCUUUUCUGAAUGUUUUUAGUUCAAUUUUAUUUUUUAUUACAGUUUUUGUUAAGUUACAACUUUUCCUGUAACACGUGAAAACAAUAAAGCAGAUCCAAAAUCAAA